Messenger RNA from Oenanthe melanoleuca, 1354 nucleotides. RefSeq names its product trypsin-like. The record is from RefSeq and is a predicted model, not a curated record. Gene Ontology annotation, biological process: proteolysis. The transcript has 7 exons. Bases 497 to 1246 code for a protein of 249 amino acids. Gene Ontology annotation, molecular function: serine-type endopeptidase activity. Lineage: Eukaryota; Metazoa; Chordata; Aves; Passeriformes; Muscicapidae.
CACUUUCGCCUGUCUCCUUCUCACAUGCUCCCAGAGAUGCUGGGACUGCAUCCUGCAUCCUUCUGCUUUUCCAGACCUGAGACUUCACACACUGCUGUAUCCCUUGAGAAGUCUCAGUGAGGUCAAGACAGCCCCAGACAAGUAAACAGGGGCUGCUCAACCCCAAUGUUGAGGAAGCAGAAGUGCUUACUCCAAGUCAAGGACCUUUCAGCUUUCAAUGCUCUACCAGAAAGGACAUGAACAAGAGCCAUGGGGGAGCACAGGUGGGACAACUGACACUAACUGGCCAACAUGAUAUCCCACACCACAGAACAUCAUCCUUAGAAUAUUAACUAGGUGGAGAUGGACAGACAGAACUAAUCACUGCUCAGGGACAGGCUGAGCAUCACUCAGCAGGUGAAAACCUUGGACUAGAGAUAAGACCAUUCCCAAAAACAUAUUUCUAGCAGCUCCCACAUCCAGUCAUCCAGUCUGGGCUUGAGGCUGAAUCAAGACCAUGAAGUGUCUGCUGCUUCUUGCCUUCAUUGGGGUGGCUGUUGCCUUCCCCACCUUUGCUGAAGAUGAUGAUGACAAGAUUGUGGGAGGCUACACCUGUGCAAAGAACGCUGUGCCCUAUCAGGUGUCCCUGAAUUCUGGAUAUCACUUCUGUGGAGGCUCCCUCAUCAGCAGCCAGUGGGUCCUGUCGGCUGCUCACUGCUACAAAUCUCGCAUCCAAGUGCAGCUCGGGAAACACAACCUGGAACUCACCGAAUCCACCCAGCAGUUUAUCAACUCUGCUAAAGUCAUCCGCCACUCUGGCUACAGCCCCUACACCCUGGACAAUGACAUCAUGCUCAUCAAGCUGUCCACCCCAGCCCAGCUCAACAAUGCUGUCCAGACCAUUCCUCUGCCCUCCAGCUGCGCGGCCGCCGGCACCACCUGCCUGAUCUCCGGCUGGGGCAACACUCUCAGCAGUGGCUCUAACUACCCAGACCAGCUGCAGUGCCUGAAGGCUCCAAUCCUCCCUGCUGCCGACUGCUCUGAAGCCUACCCUGGGCAAAUUACCAAGAACAUGAUUUGUGUGGGAUUCCUGGAGGGAGGCAAAGACUCCUGCCAGGGAGAUUCCGGCGGUCCCGUGGUCUGCAAUGGACAGCUCCAGGGCAUUGUUUCCUGGGGUAUUGGAUGUGCCCAGAGGGGCUAUCCCGGAGUUUACACCAAGGUUUGCAACUACGUCUCCUGGAUCCAGUCCACCAUCGCCGCCAACUGAGACGCUCAUGUGGUGUGACCUGUAUUUUCUCAUCAUCAUUCCUGUUCUUUUGGAUUCGGACAAGCAAAAAACUAUGAAAAAAUUAAUAAAGACUUUCAGGCACCCCUA